AUUUUAAUGAUAUGGGGGUCUCCGUAGCUUUUACAACAAAUUAUACUUUACAAAUAAAUCCAAUAAUUUCAAUACUUUAUUUUCCUUCUUAUCAGGGCGUCUGCAUAUUGUUUUUAUUAAAUAUUAAAUACUAAUAAACAGUGGGCGAGAUUUGAAAAAUCUGCAUUUAUGAAUGAAGUGUUUUGCCAAAAUGAGAACAUUCCCAAAAUUCUCAAACGGUGUUCUGUCUUUUUAAGGAAGUGUUUGACGUCAUAAACCAGCGACUCCAUAUCUUGACACCGGUGGGAUUUGCCCAUGUGAAUUAUGUAAAGACAGUAGGCAAAAUAUCAGCACGUCCACCUGUACUAGUAGACACUUUUAUCUUUAAAAUAAAUAUACAUUCAGAUACAUUAUCUGUAUUUAUGUAUAAAACGUGAACGAUGUUUCGUGUUUAUUGCUCAAGGUGGGUUUUAUCCGGCGUGUCCUUGACAGUGGGCAUCGGCAUCGGUGCCACCUUGACAGGAGCCGGUGAUUGCCUUAAUAAACCCCGUGAUACGACUCACGAUGGACUCCUCGACCGCAUACCGAUCAUCCCUAUACCGAGCGUAGAUGCGGCGUCAGAUGUCACCCCCUAUCAGCCGGGACAGGUCGCUGCAAACAAAUCUACAGCUGCGAUGAAGUACGGCUUCCCUUCACUGUCUAAUAUCAAGAGCAGGGAGUCUUACGUGACCUCAUAUGACCCUAGAAACAGGACUGCGGCGUGGGUGAUCGAGCAGCUCAACGCUGAGACUCUAACCGGGACAUCGGACAGAAAGUUCUGCGAUUUUAAAGAGGAUGACACGGUACAUGUUUACCACAGAUCGAGCAAUGCGGAUUAUAAGGGCAGUGGGUUCGACAGGGGACACCUAGCCGCAGCUGCCAAUCACAAGUGGAGUCAGAAAGCCAUGGAUGACACCUUCUACCUGAGCAAUGUGUCACCACAGAAUCCUCAUCUAAACCAGAAUGCAUGGAACAACUUGGAGAAAUAUUGUCGCUCUCUGACCAAGCAUUACCAAAAUGUAUUUGUGUGCUCUGGACCACUCUACUUACCCCGACAGGAGCCUGAUGGCAAAAUGUAUGUGAAGUAUCAGGUUUUGGGAAAGAACCAUGUCGCUGUGCCAACUCACUUCUUUAAGGUUGUGAUUCUGGAAAAGCCACGAGGAGACGUAGAGCUGCGGUCGUAUGUGAUGCCAAAUAUGCCCGUAGAUGAGAAAAUCCCACUGGAACGCUUUUUGGUGCCCAUUGAGAGCAUAGAGAGAGCAUCCGGGCUGCUCUUCAUACCCAACAUCAUGAAGAGGACAACCAGUCUAAAAGCUAUUACUGCAGGACCAUGAUUAUUUUACAUAUAUUACUACUGAGGGGAAAAGAUAAACAAUGUCAUAAUUGGUUGUAAUAUUAGACGUAAAAUACCUCAAAAUGCUUCAUUAUGUCACUUGUCACAUUUAUUAAGUUAUUGGAAAAAUGUAUUUUAAGGUUUAUCAGGGUACUUGGGAAAAAUUACUGAGACAGCUUGUAUCUGGCAUAUUUCAUUGUCUAACAGCUCUAAUUAUUAAUUAGAUAUUAUGCAUCACAUACCAUUACUAUUUUUUAGGUUUCAGCCAAAAUCAGUAUUUUUAAGGAUUAUUUUGACCCAAUGCCUUUUUGAAAUGAGUCAAAAUGUAUGUUUUCAAUUUGUAACUGUUAAAUGUUUGUACUACUCAAAAUAAAAAGAA
Messenger RNA from Xyrauchen texanus (razorback sucker), 1730 nucleotides. RefSeq names its product endonuclease G (gene endog). NCBI's taxonomy places the organism in Eukaryota, Metazoa, Chordata, Actinopteri, Cypriniformes, Catostomidae. Gene Ontology annotation, molecular function: metal ion binding; RNA endonuclease activity; nucleic acid binding. Gene Ontology annotation, biological process: apoptotic DNA fragmentation. The coding region runs from base 420 to 1352 and encodes 310 amino acids. Gene Ontology annotation, cellular component: mitochondrial inner membrane; nucleus. The record is from RefSeq and is a predicted model, not a curated record. The transcript has 3 exons.